Molecule: messenger RNA, 1797 nt
Organism: Photinus pyralis (common eastern firefly)
Lineage: Eukaryota; Metazoa; Arthropoda; Insecta; Coleoptera; Lampyridae
Product: E3 ubiquitin-protein ligase RNF13-like
Exons: 5
Coding region: 384-1535 (383 amino acids)
Cellular component (GO): cytoplasm; nucleoplasm
Source: RefSeq, a predicted model, not a curated record
UUAUCUUGUUUUCAAUCUAUUUGUCAAAUUGAAAUCUAUUUAUAAGUUAAUUUACAAUUUUACAAGAUUUUACGUAAAACAACAAAGCUCAUUAUCGUUGCAUAAAGUUCGGGACGAUCUAAUAAUCAUGAGCAAUAUCCGCAUCAAAAGAUAUAUCUUUUAAUGUUGCCCAUAACGACGUAAUAUUGAAGGUUAAUCAUUUGACAGUGUCUACAUUGUAUUUAUCGUUUGUAAAUCCAUUUUAAUCUAAGUACGUAAACGUUAUUGUAAUUAGUCUAUCUAGUUGCUACUUUUACUCAAUGUACUUGUGCAGACAUUACAGAUAAUAUGAAAUUAUUGUAUUCGAAAAGUUGAUCUUUGGAAUGUAAUAGGCCUCGAUCGCUAUGGAACACCUUUUAUUUUACUCGGUGUCUAUAUUUAUAUGCAUACUGAAGUACGUAACAUCAGAUGUUUUGGUACUACCUAUCGAUGGCCGGUACAUAGCAGAAGAAUUUAGGGAUAAAGCGUCAUUGUUUGGAAAUCCUCUACCAUAUAAAGGUUUACAGGGAAUAUUGGUCUAUGCAAAUCCACCAGAUGCGUGUAAUUCACUGCUUAGUCCUCCAGAUCUACCUGGUUAUAAGGGGAUGUUUGUAGUUUUAAUAGCACGUUCACCACAAAACUGUUCAUUUGAACAUAAAGUUCGAAUGGCGGAGAACGCCUCAUAUGAUGGGGUCAUUGUACAUAACGUAGGAUCGGACGAACUGGAACCGAUGUCCGCAAAAAAUAAAGUCGGAAUUACCAUACCGUCCGUUUUCGUCAGCGAGACCACGGGAAGAAUACUGCAGGAAAUGUAUUGCAGUCCAGAUUAUUUUGUAAUAAUCAACUCGGAGAUGCCGUUUAAUUUUAAUUCAACAUUGUUAAUUCCCUUCGCAAUCGUCGUGGGGGUUUGUUUUAUAGUUAUGGUUAUAUUUAUUGUUAUCAAAUUUAUAAAAGAUCGCAGAAGACAACGCAGGCAUAGGCUGCCGUCUUCUACCUUAAAUCAAAUACCCACAUGUAAAUUUGCCAAAGGGGACCCAUAUGAUACAUGCGCAAUUUGUCUGGAUGAUUAUGUGGAAGGAGAAAAAUUAAGAGUUCUACCUUGUGCGCACGCGUACCAUUGUAAAUGUAUUGAUCCUUGGUUAACGAAAAAUCGUAGAGUUUGUCCUGUUUGCAAACGGAAAGUGUUUGCUCAGCAUGAAUCUCAUCACUCCAACUCCGAUAGCGAUUCCGAUGCGGAUGACACUACACCGCUAAUGAACUCGAGUAAUCAAAUGUCGCACAGUGGUGGAACAUUUGAUUCUCUAUCGGAGAAUCCCUUUCAACGUGCUGCUCGAUCUGCAUCCCAGCAUGCGGACGGAGUGAACUUAGUAACGGCGUCUGGACAUCACAGUAUAAAUGGCGAGGUUGAAGCUAGUGACGAUUCAGAUUCAUCUACUUCUUCCGAUUCAUCACACCAUUCAACCGCUGCACUAAUUACUCUCCUAAGGGACGUUGAAGAACAAUUGCAAGGGGAUUAAGUGCAGAAAUUUGUCAUCAGUUUCAUUCUUACCUGGUCAAUUUGAUUGAAAUUUGUAUGUUUUCUGUUAACGUUUGGAACUUUAAUACGGUGCUAUUAUUUAGUGAUAUGACUUUAGUUCUUAUGAUUAUCUCUUUACAUUUAGCUGUAGGUUUCCAAUUAUUUGGCUGCUUUUUUUAAUGAAGUAUUUGACUGUAAUUCUUUAUUCUGUAUUUAAAUGUAUGUAUAUUGAGGACUUGAAUAUAUGUAGAAAUUAAGUGUAA